This is a messenger RNA of Pyricularia grisea, 448 nucleotides long. RefSeq lists its product as uncharacterized. The transcript is spliced from 2 exons. Bases 89 to 448 code for a protein of 119 amino acids. The record is from RefSeq and is a predicted model, not a curated record. NCBI's taxonomy places the organism in Eukaryota, Fungi, Ascomycota, Sordariomycetes, Magnaporthales, Pyriculariaceae.
CAAAAGAAACCUUAAAGGUCACUAACGCUCUUGACAUUCUAAUUCGCAUGAAGACUAACCCCCAGAAACUACGAAAUGCAAACCCGUUAUGCUAGCUAGGUCCAUCUCUUUUCUCCAUUUGGACCCAAACCUCUUGAGCGUAUACACACUACCCAAACUCAAGAUCAGAGCCAGGAGCCCGACCAUGGUGCACAGCCAUCCGACUCCCAUCGCAUUGAUGAGCGGCUGCGCGAUGACAGUUCCAAUGCAAGAAAAGAUGUUCCUGACAAAGUUGUUGACAGCGAUGCCGCUCGACGACCUGGACGGCAUGAACUCGGUGAGCAUCGUGGUCGCGGCCGAAAAGAUCAGCAUGCUGCUGAGGCCGAACAGCAAACUGGCGACGCUCGGCACCGCCCAGUACAGACCCUUGUCGAUGGUCCAGCCAAACAUGAUGAGCGCGCUGGGGUAG